AUGAACUCGUUUGCUGAAAUUGAGCGCGAUGUUUUCCAUUCCGUCGCAAACCUUCGGACAAGUGUCAACAUUGUCGGAACUGCAGACGAUCUCGACAUUGACAUACUCGCUAAAUUGACUGAAGAUCUAUGUUUGACCGAACCGGUCAGUGUUUCCAUUCUGAUCGACGAGAGCGGGUCACAUUUUUACAACUCUACCAGUCCGAUCGGGGCUCACAUUAUAUCGCUAGCACUAAAUCUCGCCAGUGACUCUGUUAUGAAUGACAAAAUUAUUGAUUAUCAAUGUCGGUCACUCGUGUCUUUUCCAGAGAGACUAGCAAACGAAUUUGCCGACAGCAAAAGAAGUGUGUACGUGUUUAAUUCACAGCUCUAUUGGGAACGCCUCUGCGACACAAUUCUAUUAUUCUAUUUUACCAAACCGCAGCACUCACAACUAUGUACCGGAUCGUUAGUUUCACCUUGUCGCGUAUGCCGCGUUUUGGAUACAAUUGUUACUUUGCUGCUACGUCGCGGAAACCUGAAUACUGUAAUGCAGCGUAUUUUUCUGCUACCGAACGAUUUGUUUCAAAGCGCACAUUUUAGUGAACAAUUUCCACUAUUUAUCGGUGCUGUCUUCGAAGCCUCGAAAUUGCAACGCUUUUCCCUCAAACUACAAAAGGAAAAUUGUGUAUCGCAGUUGUGGCAUCAAUUUAACUUGCAGCUGUUCUUUUUUGCGGAAAAGCGCCCAGAGCUUAAAACUGAACUUGUCAACGCUGUCGGUAAAAUAAUAAAUAAUUUUGCCACUGAAACAUCAAGUUUCAUGGCGCGCGCUUUAUUCGAGUCGAUUUUUGUCAACAGCUAUUUUUUUUUGAAUUCGUCACGCACUACGAUACGCACCAUUUUUAAAGAUUUACUCGGUGUCGUCGCAGGAAACGACAAUUCGAAAGAGGCUUUAACAUCGCAUGAGCAGACGUGCUUUACUGCUUUGUUUAAUUUGUGGGACAAUAAGGAGUUUGUCACGUCAGGCAACUUGAGUGACAACCUAAAUUUACUUCACCCAGUCAUGUAUGCGCUUUUGUACUUAAAGGAAAAGUAUCCAGAGCACGACUGUUUUCCGCCAAAAUACGUUGGUGCCCUCUUAAAUGGCGUCUCGAUUCGACUCAGUAGCACGCGUGGAACGGAAUUGAGGACAUGUGCAAUGACAGCGGCAGCGGCGUUUGCGACACUUUUUGUAAGCAACCCUGAUGGUGCAACCCCUCUCACGCAAGACGCAGAGUUUUCACGUGCACUAGAAAACUGGAUGAGAACCGAGCCAAGCGCAGACAAUUCGGUCUUUUGCUCUCAAAACACGCAACAGGCAUCAAAAGCGAAGCCUGAAAGAAAUGCGGCUUUUGCGCGGCGCGGCGUGGCAUUAAAUGAUGUUUACCCAUUGGAUCCAGACGAAAAAUACACCUUUUUCGUUACGCCAGAGCAGCGCAAUCGCAACGACGUCGUGAAAAAGGUACAGCAAGGAAUUGCGCUGCAAGCAUCCCCACAUGCCUUUUCACCCUCUGCACUCCCAGCCUUCGGACAACAGAAGUUCGCGAAAGAUGAUCUAGGGGAUCACGUUUCGAUUUUGAGGAGCGUUCGUGAAUGCUACAACGCUCUAAUAGGCAUAGGACGUGGCCCCAACGCGCAGCUGCAUGAAGUGCAAGAGGCAACUGAGAGUGGAUUGCGAGGCUUAUCGAGUGCAUUUGCGAAAUUGCGAAAUCAGAUGGGUUCCGAUCUGUUCAAGUCAGUGAGUAGAGAAAUAGGUCCGCUUAUUCCUGUGCUUCUGCCAGCUUUAAUAUCGCUAGAUAUUCACGCGCCAGAAGAAGAGAAGCAAUUUUUGCAACAGUUGCGAUACGAAACGCUGGUGAACCUCAUUGUGUUGAAUGCUCCCCAGAGCCUAAAUCAAGUCAGCGGAAUGCUAUAUCGAAGCAAUUAUGGUGUUUAUCAGCGAAAUGAGCUUAUUAAAGCAAUCGGUGAGGCAGCGUUGCUCCUUUCGAGAGUCCAAAUUGACGGAGAAACAUCGCAAUCGCGGAGUGGCAGAAUAAAAGAAAAUGGAGGUGAAGAGAAAAAGAGAAUAUAUCCUCCAAUUCCCACGCACCACUUGUCAGGAGAGCAAAAGGCUGCAAUCGUCGUCACGGAAGGACAGCAGACACGGCGCUGGGGCAACGCAAACACUGAGCGCAGCCAACGCCAAGCACCUCUGAAGCACUAUAACAAUUUGCUUGGCGAAGUCGCCUCGGCGUUUGUUGCCGCAUUUUUGUACAAGCUUGAUGCGGACCACUUUGCCUUCUUUCAAGAAAGCGAUCCCUACACGCCGUGUGCUAUACUAGACUCCCUCACAAUGAUUUUCCAAGGCAUUACUAAUGUCCGCCACAUCGCACCCGAUCUUUGCGAAAAACACUUUGACUUCUUUUUUGCCGUUGGCACGAAACAUCCUAACUUAACGGUAAAAAAGGCAGCAUGGACAUCGAUUGUUGAAAUGAUGCGGACCUGGUGCGGCGUAGGUCCUCUGUGGAUUCGCCAAAAAGAUGGCCAGCGAGUUUUAAAUCGUGAUGCAGGACUCCACCACUCGCUUAUGUUCACUAAAAACUGGAUUGAUGCACUCGAUCUGCUGCAGCACACGUGCGAAAAAAUGCUCCAAAGCAACGACAGUUGCAGUCUCACCGCUUCAAUUGCUGUAUCGUCUUUACGUGAUCUCGUUUACGAUCGCGAUGAUUUUCAGACCAUGCUGUCACGUAGCGAAGAAAUAUCGCUGGGCGAAUAA
Messenger RNA from Leptomonas pyrrhocoris, 2772 nucleotides. RefSeq lists its product as hypothetical. The record is from RefSeq and is a predicted model, not a curated record. Gene Ontology annotation, molecular function: telomeric repeat DNA binding; Hsp90 protein binding. Bases 1 to 2772 code for a protein of 923 amino acids. Lineage: Eukaryota; Euglenozoa; Kinetoplastea; Trypanosomatida; Trypanosomatidae. The transcript has a single exon. Gene Ontology annotation, biological process: protein stabilization; telomere maintenance via telomerase. Gene Ontology annotation, cellular component: cytosol.